AUGGAGAGCGUCGAGCCCUUCGACACCGCGACUGACCCCCCGCCCGCCAGCGACUCGCAGACCACCGUCCUGUACACCGUGUUGAGCACCGAGGAGGUCGACUCGUCCAUCCGCGAGUUCUCGUACAUCUGGGCCGCCGGCGGCUUUGACAUCGGCGAGCCGGACACGCAGCGGCUGGGCGGCGCUGACGGCUCGUGCCAUAUCGCCAUCUUCAAAAUCGACACUGACAAUGCAGAGACGUCGCUGCAGCGCCCGCUCGACGAGCUGGACGCGCGCGAUGACCCCCGCCAGGUAAGCCUCCAGCCACCCCCGUCGAUGACAGGCCCUCCCGUCGGCGCAACGGAGCUGACGCCCGUGAGACAGGAUCCUGCCGCCCCAUCCGCCCCCAACGAGCUGCUCGUCACCCUGCCUGCAUCCUGCUAUUCCGCCGAGCGGGAUGAGCCGUAUUUAAACUCCGACAGAGGCCACCGCCGGGGCAGCUCGAGCAUUUACACCUCCAUCCCCCGAUUUCCAGCCGAAACAGCGAGCCUCAGGCCGCUGUCGACCCACGGCGAGCCCCGGGGCGCUCACACGCCUGCUGAUGCACCGCCCUCGAGGGAUGACCGCAGUGCAAGAUAUUCAGACUGCCUGCAGGGCGGAGAAGCGUAUUGCAACGAGCGCCACGAAUCACCAGUCCCAGAGCCAUUCCCUAGAAGCAUGAAGAGGCAGCACUUCCAGGAAGACUUCUCAGGCUGGCCUGGCAUGUCGAGGACCGUGCAGUCGUCCGAGCUUCCUCGAUUCCGAGUCGACCUCCCUCUCCCCCGAUCGCGCUCCGUCGGCCAAAGAUUCUUUUCCAAGAUGAAGUUCUGGGGCCCUACGAGGCAUGAAAAUGCCAGUUCCAAACCCCAAAGCUAUAUGUCCCAUUCCAAACGCAGCAUCACCGCGUCUAUUGCUAGUUCCUGGUCCCGAAAGGCCCGAAGCUAUUUCCGAAAAUUGUCGCUCAAAGGCGCAUACCCACAAGCCAGAAGCAAGGCCUCCCGCCAAUCGAUCCGAACAAUAUCCCCUAAAUCAAUAUUCUCUCGCGUCCAAAAAUCCCCCGCGUCGAAUUAUUCCGACUUCUUGACCGAACUAGGCUCCCGCGGCUCUAAACCCAACUUGUCCACUUGCAGACCACCGCCGUCCCUCAUUUCCACCGCCAAAGAACCCCCAACUUUGGAUUUGGAUAUAUCGGUAUCUCUAGGUGAACCUCGACCGUUCCAAUGCACCUUCUGCUUGAUGCAAUGGGAAAAUAGGGAAGAGUGGGCCUACCAUGAAGCGUCCUUUCACAUGCGGCCCUACGGCAACUUACUGUCGCAGGCGGACCAGGCCAAUGAGGAAGUGCUAUUCUCGAUGUCUGACGUUGUCUCCACACAUAGCAGUAUCGAACACCAAGAACCUACUGCGGCCUCGGAGGAACAGCCAAACGAGUUUCUUAGUCUAGGAUAUCAUCUAUAUUCCCAAGGCGAAGCAGAGCCCAAGAAGUCGGAGUCGUGGAAUUGGCUGGAGAAAAGAAGUAAUUGGUUCUGGAACUGCGGUUUCUGCGAUCUCCUUAUGCGAACCUGGUCUGAACGCCAGGACCACAUUGCUGAACACUUCGAAGAGGGAAUGACAAUGGUCUCGUGGAAUCCAUUGCGGUCUCCUUACCCGAUCUCAAAGUUCACCUUGACGCCUGUCGAAGGCUUUCCGCUGUGGGACUUCUCUCCCUUGCAAUCCUUGCAGCAGCCUGGAGUUCACGGGGAUGCGUAUGGUGCCUCGACCAUUCAAUGUAAAAUGUGUCGGAAAAAUUUCCCCGAUCUUGACGCCUUUUCCUUGCACAAUGAACUCUGGCACGUAACUCCCGAAACAUAUAUCUGUCCCGGCCCUGGACAUGCCAGCAAUCCAGGCGUGUUUUUCGAUACAGAAACUAUUACCGCAGAUGCAUCCGAGCUGGCAUCUCUCAAUCUCGAAAACCUUCAAACCGACCAGUCCUCACUUACCACCAAGACCAUCUAUACCUACGACUACUGCCUCUGCUGCGGCGAGAUAUUCCAUGAGUCCCCUCCGGACUGGGAUGCCCGGAAACAACAUUUACAGGACAUGCAUUGCAUCUCGGAGACGGACAACUUAACGCACGACCACAGACAUAAUCACGGACAGCCCUUCUACCGUGAGGAGCUGUUCUCGCUUCAUCUAGCAAACUGCCAUAAUGUGAGAUUUGAUUAUUUGACGGAGUUUACCGAGUUUUGUCGGAAAAAAGCACAAGCGCCGGUGUUAACGGUUCAAUCAAGGGUUGGAGAAUUAAUAUAA
Messenger RNA from Ophidiomyces ophidiicola, 2304 nucleotides. RefSeq lists its product as uncharacterized. Bases 1 to 2304 code for a protein of 767 amino acids. The transcript is spliced from 4 exons. The record is from RefSeq and is a predicted model, not a curated record. NCBI's taxonomy places the organism in Eukaryota, Fungi, Ascomycota, Eurotiomycetes, Onygenales, Onygenaceae.